Messenger RNA from Temnothorax curvispinosus, 1314 nucleotides. RefSeq names its product trypsin-1-like. Gene Ontology annotation, biological process: proteolysis. The transcript is spliced from 6 exons. Bases 40 to 1314 code for a protein of 424 amino acids. NCBI's taxonomy places the organism in Eukaryota, Metazoa, Arthropoda, Insecta, Hymenoptera, Formicidae. Gene Ontology annotation, molecular function: serine-type endopeptidase activity. The record is from RefSeq and is a predicted model, not a curated record.
AAAUACCCUCAAUUCGUGGGUUUGACAUCAAUCAGCAAAAUGUUUUCCAAAGCAAUCGUAUCCUUUGCUCUCCUAGCAGUGGCAAUCGCCGGUAAGCCCCGAGUCGGUCUUCAGAUGCCGAUCUUGCCGCAUUUUUUACCUCAGGUGGUCGGAGGUGAAGAGGCACCGGAAGGUGCUUACCCGUACAUAGUUUCCCUUCACGCAUACUCCCAGCACUUCUGCGCCGGAUCCAUUUUGAACGAACGCUGGAUCAUAACUGCAGCGCACUGCGUUCAAGCAGUUUCUUCUGCAAAUUAUAUUAGCGUCAAGGCUGGGAAGCACCAUAUUCUACGUAAUGAGCCCAACGAACAGACGGUCAAAGUUUCGCAAGGUUUUGUACAUGAAAAAUAUGGGGGUGGUGUUGGCCCAUAUGACAUUGGUCUGCUUAAGCUUGCGUCCCCAUUGAAGUUGACGAACCGAGUACAAGCCAUCGAGUUGGCAUCACCAGAAAGUGACCCAUCGGGAGAGGCAUGGCUUGCUGGAUGGGGCUCCACCUCGAAAGGCUAUUUCCCGAAAAUGCCAGAAAUACUUCAGCACGUUCAGAAGGAGUACGUCGAUCGCGAUGUUUGUCACGAAUCCGUCGUGCGUUUGACUGGAUCUUCUCCCGUUCAUGAAACCAAUGUCUGCACUGGGCCGUUGUACGAUGAAAUCUCCGCAUGCAGUGGUGAUUCCGGUGGUCCUCUAGUCUCGUACAAUGAACAAAAGCCGGUGCUCACUGGAAUAGUAUCUUGGGGUAUUAUUCCAUGCGGUACUCCAGGCGCGCCAUCCGUGUACACCAGAGUGUCCAAAUUCAAUGAUUGGAUUGCACAGAAAAUUACUGAGUUCGUGUGUACUGUGCCAACAAGGGCUAACAACGGUGCCAUCAAAAGGACGGUCGACUGGACGGCGAGCCCAACGAGGUGUCUCCUGAAAAACAGGUGCCUGGACACCAAUUUGGAGGGUAAGAAAUCUGCUAGGCUGCCGCUGAAGCGACAGGCCGAAGAGAACGUAUUCGGCCUAUCCGGUCAGGACAAAUUACCACGUGUUGAAUUCGACUCUCCGUUACAAGAUCAGUUUAGUAUUUCUAAUCGUUUUCAAUGCCUAGCCGAGACGGUAGAAAUUCUUGAGAGAGAAGACGAGGAUCACGUAGUUCUUUCAAAUAAUGAGCAUGUGAGUAAAGAGUAUCCUAAGACGGAGCUCGCGGUCUAUGCUGAUGAUACUGCUGUGUACACCUCCUCGUGGAGCCCGGCUUUACUCGUCAGCAGGCUGCAAAGGCACGUUGAUGCUAUCGUCUAA